Messenger RNA from Plasmodium gaboni, 1581 nucleotides. RefSeq lists its product as hypothetical. The transcript has a single exon. Lineage: Eukaryota; Apicomplexa; Aconoidasida; Haemosporida; Plasmodiidae. Bases 1 to 1581 code for a protein of 526 amino acids. The record is from RefSeq and is a predicted model, not a curated record.
AUGAUAAGGAAUAUUUUAAGAGACAUACAUGUGAGGAAUGAUGGUUGGUGUGUUUUGAAGUGCACAAAAAUAAGAAGGGUUCAUAAUAAAGGAGGAUGUGAUGAGAAAAAUCUUGUGGUUAAAAAAUUGUUGGAGAAGUAUAAAAAUUUAAGGAAUGAGGAUAAAGUAAAAUUAAUAAAUAGUCAUUUAGUGAAUAUAAAAGAGAAGGAUGUGAAUGACAUAAUAUAUAAUUUUUGUAAAAAAAGAGAGGAAGAGAAAGAGGUUGAAGAUGAAUAUAUAAAGAGGAAAAGAUUAAAAUUAUUGAAAUUGAGAAAGCCUGCUUAUUUACAACAAAAAAAAAUAAAAAAGAAAGUUAAUAAUGAUUUUAUGGUACCAAAUGAGUAUGAAGAAAAAAUGUGUAUGGAAAAAGAAAAGGAAUUAAAAGAUAUUGAAAAAUAUACAUUAAUUGAAGAUAUGUAUAAAUCAUAUAUAUAUAGUAUAGCAUUUAUUUUAUUAACUAACCAAUAUAAAACUAAACAUUGUAUAACAAAUAAUUUUGUGCAUGUAAUGAUUAAUACGAUAAGAAAUGAAAUUUUACAAAAAAUAAGACCUACCUUAAUAAAUGAAUUCAGUACAUAUAAGAAUCCAUAUAUGUUAUUAAAAAAUGCAAUGUUUAAUUUUAUAUUACAUGAAUAUGUAAAGAAUCCUUAUGAAGAGUCUUUAAUUGAUAGUUAUAUAAAUAAAAAGAUUUAUAUGAACAUCUUAAAAAUAAAUAGUGCAAGUGUACCUGUCGAAGUAUAUGAACCUUUAGUAGCUUUUAGAGGAGAUGUCAAUUAUAAUUAUGAUUUAAAAGAAAAAUUUAAUGUAAUGAUGGAUACUUCCCAGAAUAUUAUAAAUAUAAUUACAAGGGAAAAUAUAGAUAAUAUAGAUAAUAAAAAUAAUAAAAAUAAUAAAAAUAAUGACAACAAUAAAAAUAAUGACAACAAUAAAAAUAAUGACAACAAUAAAAAUAAUGACAACAAUAAAAAUAAUGACAAUAUAUAUGGUCAUACUCAUUAUAAUAAUAACAACAUGAGGGAAGAAGAACAAAUAGGUUCAAUUAUUAUCAAUAAGGUUUUAAAAAUAUUACCAGAAAAUAUUAAGUAUCCCUAUGAAAAUUAUCCAUUUGAAAAUCUUAAAUCAUUCAAAAGUAAAAAACGAAAAAAAUAUGUCGGAGGUAUAAAAAAUAAUAAACCAAUAAAUAUAGAAGAUGAGGAAUUAAGUAUCAUGCGAUAUCCAAAUUUACAAUGCGUAGCUCAUUCCUUGCCAAAGGAUGAAAAAUAUAGAGACAAUGUAAUACAUGCAAUUAAAGUAUUAGAAAGAUCUAAACAUUGGGACCACCAAAGUAAAAUUAAAGCAAUCAAUACAUUAAUUCAAGUGUGGAAUAAUAUGAAUUCUAGUGAAUACUAUGAAAAUAUAUUAGAUAAAUCAUUACCAGUCUUAUAUACAAAAAAUCAUCUCAGAAAAACAAAAACAAGAAAAGAUACUUAUAAUAAAGGUUUAACGUAUAUACAAUCAUUAACUACGCAAAAACCCCUAGCCAUGCGUCUUAAAAAAAAUUAA